GGUUUGUUCCAGAGUUGGAAAAAUUAGAAUAAUAUAUUUUAUCCAUGUUUGGAAAAAGAUAGUUGCUACAGACAAGGAGGAUUUAUAGCGGUAUUGCAAAAAGAUGAGUAUGUUAAAACCAAGUGGACUUAAGGCUCCUUCCAAGACCCUCAAGCAUGGAAGUACCUUGCUGAAAACACCUGCAUCUGUUGCAGCUGCUCCGGCAGAAAAAGCAGCUUCCAGUGACAAGACCUCAAGCACAACCACUGCAGAUGCACAUGAAGAGUUUGUGGAUGAUUUCAGAGUUGGGGAGCGCGUUUGGGUCAAUGGAAAUAAACCUGGCUUUAUUCAAUUCCUUGGUGAAACGCAGUUUGCUCCAGGACAGUGGGCAGGGAUUGUUCUAGAUGAACCAAUUGGUAAGAAUGAUGGCUCUGUGGCUGGAGUUCGCUAUUUCCAGUGUGAACCCUUGAGGGGAAUAUUUACAAGACCAUCAAAAUUGACAAGAAAAGUGCUGACAGAAGAUGAAGCCAAUGGUACACAGACAGCUCACGCUUCUAGAGCUACAUCACCAACUUCCACAUCAGCUGCUAGUAUGGUCUCUUCAUCUGCUGCACUUCCCCCUUCAGGAAUUCCGCAGAAAACUUCACCACUUGCUGCUAAGGAACAUUCAACUCCUCCUCAGAUUAGCAAUCUUUCAAAAACUGCAAGUGAAUCUGUAUCAAAUCUCUCUGAAGCCGGAUCACUAAAGAAAGGAGAAAGGGAGCUCAAAAUUGGAGAUCGAGUUCUGGUUGGUGGGACAAAAGCUGGAGUUGUGCGUUUCUUGGGAGAAACUGACUUUGCUAAAGGAGAGUGGUGCGGAGUAGAACUGGAUGAACCUCUGGGGAAGAAUGAUGGAGCUGUUGCUGGAACAAGGUAUUUUCAGUGUCAGCCAAAAUACGGUUUAUUUGCUCCGGUCCACAAAGUUACGAAGAUUGGAUUCCCGUCGACCACACCAGCGAAAGCAAAGACAACUGUGCGAAAAGUGGUUGCGACUCCCACAGCCCUGAAACGGAGCCCAAGUGCAUCUUCCCUGAGCUCUCUCAGUUCUGUGGCAUCUUCAGUAAGCAGCAAGCCAAGCCGUACAGGACUAUUGACAGAAACAUCCUCCCGGUAUGCAAGAAAAAUUUCUGGUACCACAGCUCUGCAGGAGGCACUGAAGGAGAAGCAGCAACACAUUGAACAGCUCCUGGCAGAAAGGGACCUGGAGAGGGCAGAAGUUGCAAAAGCAACCAGUCACGUAGGGGAAAUAGAGCAGGAAUUAGCACUUGUUCGCGAUGGACAUGAUCGGCAUGUACUGGAGAUGGAAGCAAAAAUGGACCAGCUACGAGCUAUGGUGGAGGCUGCUGACAGGGAGAAAGUGGAGCUUCUCAAUCAGCUUGAGGAAGAGAAAAGGAAAGUUGAAGACCUUCAGUUCCGUGUGGAAGAAGAAUCCAUUACCAAAGGAGACCUAGAGACGCAGACCAAACUGGAGCAUGCCCGCAUUAAGGAGCUUGAACAGAGCCUGCUCUUUGAAAAGACCAAAGCUGACAAACUCCAGAGGGAGUUAGAAGACACUAGGGUGGCCACGGUAUCAGAAAAAUCUCGCAUCAUGGAACUAGAAAGAGAUCUAGCAUUGCGGGUGAAGGAAGUAGCUGAGCUUCGAGGGAGAUUAGAGUCUAGUAAACAUAUUGAUGAUGUGGAUACUUCUCUUUCGUUAUUACAAGAAAUAAGUUCUUUGCAAGAAAGAAUGGCAGCAGUUAGCAAAGAACAUCAGAAUGAGAUGAAUUCACUGAAAGAGAAGUUUGGUAUUAGUGAAGAAGCAUUGCAGAAAGAGAUCAAAUCGCUUUCAGCUUCAAAUGAGAGAAUGGCAAAAGAAAAUGAGUCCUUGAAAACUAAGCUUGAUCAUGCCAACAAGGAGAAUUCAGAUGUAAUCGAGCUCUGGAAAUCGAAGCUGGAAUCUGCAAUUGCCUCCCAUCAGCAGGCAAUGGAAGAACUAAAAGUUUCUUUCAGCAAAGGUGUAGGGGCUCAGACAGCAGAAUUUGCAGAGUUAAAGACUCAGAUUGAGAAGAUUAAAUUAGACUAUGAAACUGAAAUGUCAAACUUAAAACUGAAGCAUGAAAAUGAAAAAGCUCAUCAUUUAAAAGAGAUUGAAUCACUGAAAGCAAAACUGUUGGCAGUCACAGAGGAGAAAGAGCAACACCUGGAAAGCCUGAAGACCAAACUGGAAAGUGUGGAAGAUCAGCAUCUAGUAGAAAUGGAAGACACUUUAAACAAAUUACAGGAAGCUGAAAUAAAGGUAAAGGAGCUAGAGGUACUGCAAGCCAAGUACAAUGAACAAACCAAAGUUAUUGAUAGUCUUACACCACAGAUCAAAGCUGCUGAAGAAAAGCUUUUGGACCUUGCUGCACUUCAGAAAGCCAAUUCUGAAGGUAAAUUGGAAAUCGAGAACCUUAGCAAGCAGCUUGAGGCAGCUGAGAAACAAAUUCAGAAUUUAGAGACUGAAAAGGCUAGUAAUCUGGCCAAAGAACUGCAGGGCAAAGAGCAAAAGCUUCUUGACCUUGAGAAAAACUUGAGUGCAGUAAAUCAAGUUAAAGAUUCUUUGGAAAAGGAACUUCAAGUUUUGAAAGAAAAGUUUACUAGUGCAGCUGAUGAAGCAGAAAACGUUCAACAAACUAUGCAAGAAACAAUAAAAAAACUAAACCAAAAAGAAGAGCAGUUUGCACUCAUGUCUUCAGAACUGGAACAGCUGAAGUCUAGUUUGACUGUGAUGGAGAAGAAAUUGAAGGAGCGAGAAGAGAGAGAACAGCAACUGAUUGAAGCUAAAGCCAAACUUGAAAAUGAUAUUGCAGAGAUCAUGAAGUCUUCAGGAGACAGCUCUGCCCAGCUUACGAAAAUGAAUGAUGAGCUCCGGUUAAAAGAAAGGCAGUUGGAGCAAAUACAACUUGAGCUUACAAAAGCAAAUGAAAAGGCUGUUCAGCUUCAGAAAGAUGUGGAGCAGACAACACAGAAAGCUGAGCAGAGUCAGCAAGAAACUCUCAAGAUUCAUCAAGCAGAACUGAAAAAUAUGCAGGAUCAACUAACGGACAUGAAAAAGCAAAUUGAGACCAGCCAAAAUCAGUAUAAGGAUCUUCAAGCAAAGCAUGAAAAAGAAACUUCUGACAUGAUCACUAAGCACGAUGCAGAUAUGAAAGGGUUUAAGCAGAACUUGCUGGAUGCAGAAGAGGCGCUGAAAGUUGCACAAAAGAAAAAUAAUGAGUUAGAAACUCAGGCUGAGGAGCUGAAAAAGCAAGCAGAACAGGCCAAAGCUGCCAAAAUGGCAGAAGAUGUUUUCCAGACUGUGGAGAAGGUGACCAAAGAGAAGGAUGCCAUUCACAAAGAAAAGAUUGAAACUUUGGCCUCUUUGGAGAACUCUAGACAGACAAACGAGAAGCUACAGAAUGAAUUGGACAUGCUUAAACAAAAUAACCUGAAAAAUGAAGAGGAACUUAAUAAAUCGAAGGAGCUUCUAAAUCUGGAGAACAAGAAAGUGGAAGAACUUAGAAAAGAAUUCGAAGCGCUGAAGCUGGCAGCAGCUCAGAAGUCCCAGCAGCUCGCGGCUUUGCAAGAGGAGAACGUGAAACUUGCCGAGGAGCUGGGCAGGAGCAGGGACGAAGUCACAAGUCAUCAGAAGCUGGAAGAGGAGAGAUCAGUACUCAAUAACCAGUUAUUAGAGAUGAAAAAGAGAGAAUCAACAUUAAAAAAAGAAAUCGAUGAAGAAAGAGCAUCUUUACAAAAAUCCAUCAGUGCUACUAGUGCCUUGAUCACACAAAAAGAUGAGGAACUGGAAAAACUCAGAAAUGAGAUCACAGUGCUCCGUGGAGAAAACGCUUCUGCAAAAACCUUGCAGUCAGUGGUUAAGUCACUGGAGUCUGAUAAAUUGAAACUUGAGGAAAAGGUGAAGAACUUGGAGCAAAAACUCAAGGAAAACAACGAACAGCCUUUAACUGUAACUAGCUCCUCAGGUGACAUUGCUGCUAAUCUACUUCAAGAUGAAAUUGCAAAAGAGAAGCAGCAUGAGAUUGACUUCCUGAAUUCAGUGAUAGUAGAUCUGCAAAGGAGAAACGAAGAAUUGAACCUGAAAAUACAAAGAAUGUGUGAAGCAGCCCUCAAUGGCAACGAAGAGGAGAUAAAUAACUAUGACAGUGAGGAAGAAAGCUUGUCAAAGAAGAAACCUCGUCUCUUCUGCGAUAUCUGCGGCUGCUUUGAUCUUCACGACACUGAAGACUGUCCGACCCAGGCACAGAUGCUGGAGGAGCCGCCCCACUCAGCUUACCAUGGCAGCAGGAGAGAAGAACGCCCCUAUUGCGAUACCUGUGAGAUGUUUGGGCACUGGACGGCUGACUGCAAUGACGACGAGACCUUCUAAUGCAACGCACAGCACAGAACAGACUGUCUUUCCACCCUAAUUGGACGAUUUAUGCCACCAGCAUUUGUGUGUGCUGAAUGUCAGGAAAGGGGACAGUGUUUCUUGACCCCCUCGCUCCCAUUCCCCUUGCCCAUCCACUCCAGAAUCAGUAAAUUCAUAAAUAUUUUGCUCCUCCACUAAUAAAUACCCUAUCUCCCUUUAAUAAACUUAAGUCAAAUAUAAAUAAAUGAUUUAACAAAUUACUUUAUGCUAUUUCUUCCCAGGUUCUG
Molecule: messenger RNA, 4671 nt
Organism: Charadrius vociferus (killdeer)
Lineage: Eukaryota; Metazoa; Chordata; Aves; Charadriiformes; Charadriidae
Gene: CLIP1
Product: CAP-GLY domain containing linker protein 1
Exons: 25
Coding region: 104-4402 (1432 amino acids)
Biological process (GO): positive regulation of microtubule polymerization; cytoplasmic microtubule organization
Cellular component (GO): cytoplasm; microtubule plus-end; nucleus
Molecular function (GO): microtubule plus-end binding
Source: RefSeq, a predicted model, not a curated record